UACUGCUGGGUUCAAACAGGCACACUGACAGAUAACUCGCCGUAACAGCUUUGUUAUUAUUUUAACAAAUUUCUAAUGGAUUUCAUACACGAAUCUGUGGCGCUUGGCGUCGAUUUACUCAUACUCGGACUCUGUGUACGCGAAUAUGCUAGCUACAAGAACACCGUCAAGGUGUUGAAGGCGGCGCCACAAUACAACAUAGAUGGUGAGCUGAAGAACAUUGUGGCACGGCAACAUGACAAAAAGAUACCAUAUGCCGUUAUACGAGGCACAGUCACGCCCAUUGGCGUGCCACUGCGCAGCUCAUUUGUGCCCACUGUGAGCGGCGUACUGCAAAUUGUGAAGCUGCACGAGCAUCGCGUGAUGCGCGCCUUUGCCGGCUUCUGGGCAGAGCAGCGCAAGCUGCUGCACGAGAGCACCAAUGAGAUGCCCUUCGAGCUGUGCAAUCAGCAACAUGGCGUGGAGAUUGUCGAUGCAAUCAGUGCCGCUGUCCUGGACGUAGACGUUGUCUACGAUAACUAUGAGUCCACAUCUCUGUCAUUCUUCGAUCACGUCUUUGGCUUCUUUACGGGUGUGCGGCAGAAAGGACUGCAGACUACGGAACAAGUGCUUCGCGAUGGCAGCUUCCUGACCGCCAUCGGUGAGCUGGAAAUGGAUGGUCAAACGCUACGCAUGCAGCCCUCCAAGCAGGGACCACUCUUCCUAACCACUGCCACCAAAUCGACCCUGAUUAAACGAUUUGAAGAUGCCAAGUCCUCUACUCUUUUUAAGAUUAUAUUGUGUAGCAGCGUAUCCAUUGUCCUGGUUGGCCUCAUCGUGCGCAAGGUCUAUCGCAAGAAGAGACAGGAACGUGAGGAAGCUAAGAUACGCACCCGCCUGGAGUCGGAGCGACGGGAGCGACGUGCACGCAGCCGUCCGCAUACUCUGACGCAGGAUCAGCUCUGUGUUGUGUGCUCCACAAAUCCCAAAGAGAUCAUUCUGUUGCCCUGCGGUCAUGUGUGCCUGUGCGAGGAUUGUGCCCAAAAAAUCGACGUUACUUGCCCCGUUUGCCGCAGCAAAAUUGGCUCGAAGGCGGCCGCAUUUAUUGCCUAGUUGUUGUGUUAUCCAGCUCAGUUAGAAUCACCUGUAUGUAACUGUCUCGAUAAGUGUUUGUUACUGAGCUACUUUAGUGUGCAAUUUUCCAUAUUGAUAAAAUUCGUUUCAUGUGUUGUCCAAGCCAAUCUAAGCACUGUUUCCCUGCAUAAUGUUUCUAUACUCUCGCUGAUGCUCCAGCAGCCUCAGAAAGACCUUGUAUUUUCGAUUGUGCAGCUCCACAGUGUUGGGAUUCGGCAUCAACAGCUGCCCAGUGCCACCCAUUGCCUUCGAAGCGCUCUAUAAAAACACAGAUGCGAAUUUCGUUAAUAUUCAUCUUGCAGACGUGAGUUAGUUCUGCUGCAGACAAACCUCAAGGCUGUCGUAGUGACCGGCAGCAGCAGCGCCCAAAACGGCUGCACCCACCAGCACCAUUUCCUGCUCGUCGGGAAUCAGGGCAGGCAGAUUGCAAGCAUCCGCAUGGCAUUGCACAUAGAGUGGAUUCUUGGCCAAGCCGCCGCAAAAGAGCAGCGUCUGAAAUGCGGCCCGCUUGUGCUGAUAAAGAUUCUCAAUGAUGUGUCGGGUGCCGUACUAAAAAUUGAUCAAGUGUGAAUAAAUAAACGGAUUUAAA
This is a messenger RNA of Drosophila grimshawi, 1702 nucleotides long. RefSeq names its product mitochondrial E3 ubiquitin protein ligase 1 (gene Mul1). The record is from RefSeq and is a predicted model, not a curated record. The coding region runs from base 76 to 1092 and encodes 338 amino acids. The transcript has 4 exons. Gene Ontology annotation, biological process: protein ubiquitination; organelle organization. Lineage: Eukaryota; Metazoa; Arthropoda; Insecta; Diptera; Drosophilidae. Gene Ontology annotation, molecular function: ubiquitin-protein transferase activity.